AUGGCUCGAUACCAGGGCCUCGACUCGUCCGACCUGUUCCGCUUCGAUACCCUCCAAUUGCGCGAUGAGAUUCUGCUGAUUGACGGGAGGACCGCCUCCAAGGUUGAAUACGAUGAGUAUGUUGUCUUCAAGAAGGACAGCAGCGUGCUCUCGGGGUUGACCCCGGAUGAUGAGGGCGGGAACGAUGUCACUUUCAAGCUCAACCACGAUGAAGAGAGGCCAGGCUACCAGAUGCUAGACCUCGCUUUUCGCCGCGGCUGGGUGGUGGAUCACAAUGGCGACUUUACUGAAGAGCCAGCUCGCGAUCCCUCCCUAGUGCUAGACGGGCGUGUGAAAAGAGUCAUCUGCUUCCGUCACAAUAAGUCUCUUGACCGCAGAGAGGACGGCAUCACAAUGACCCCUCAAGACAUAGACGCCCUCAAAUUGCACCCAGCAACCCUCCAGUACUCCCGUCGCGUCACCAACGAAUCUCGCUUCUGGUCCCUCGACCAGAACAAACUCAGUCUCAUCCUCUCCUUCUCCAGCAACCCCAGGACACCCUACGACUUCAUGUCCAUGACCUACGACAUCCGCAGCCGCACAACAACGCUGCUCGUCCGCCAGAGCUAUCACCCUCGCAUGCACAACCUCCAGAACCUCGACGAGUACGACCAACGCCUCGAGGCCUGCCGCGCCCACUGGGCCCACCCCUUCAUCACCCCUGUCGUCCUCCUUCAGGUCCAAUUCAUGCGCACCGAGGAGGCCGUCAUGGAGAACAUCAACCACGUCAGGGCUCUCGAGUGGGAAGUCAGCAACAUCGCCGGCUUCGAGGCCUUUGAGAUGGAGCGCGAGCGGCGGUCCAAACUCAUCCGCCGCCUCACCUUCUCCGCCAACAACGACAAGCAGCCGCCCUUGGCCGGACCAAUGAGUAUGGCCAACCUGAUGAAAAGCGCCCAUGACGUGUUGAAGGAGUCGAUCAAGCUGCUGGACACGGUUCGCUGGAUGGAGAGGGUGGUGAAGCUGAUGCUUCUGACCGGCAACGAAUUGGCGCAGCGCAUGUCCACGGGAGAACAGAUCAAUAUGCGCCUGCACGACCUCAGCGCGAGGAAUUUUGACGACGACGACCGCGACCGCCAAGACCAGCAGGCGCAAAAUGACGAACCCGCGACGGGCCCGCCAUCGCGGUCGUCUGCGAGCACCCGGAGAAGAUCAAUACCGCCCGAUCCUCUAGCCGACCCUUCGGCCGACCCUCUUGGAAACCACUGGCACGAAAUCAGACAAUACCUCGAGGGUCUUCAAAGAAUGUGCAUGGGCCUAGAAACAGACCGCCGCAUGUCUGAGGCCCGUUGCCGAGCCCAGAUUGAUAUCAUCUACUCCAAAAUGGCCCAAGAAGACAACGUCCUCAAUGCCCGCAUGGCCGUCGCCUCCUCCCGCGACUCCUCCUCCAUGAAGGCCCUCGCCGUCAUCACCGCAAUCUUCCUCCCGGGCGAGUUCCUCGGCACCCUCUUCGGCAUGUCCAUGUUCGACUGGCAGGCCUCGGGCGAGGACGCCGACUCCUCCACCAACUCCUCCACCGAGGGCUCCUCCACCAACCCGAAAGACCCGAUCCCCGUCCUCAGCCACCUCUUCUGGGUCUACUGGGCCACCGUCAUCCCGCUCACGGCCAUCAUCCUCUUCGCCUGGCGCGCAUGGUGGGUUAGCCAGGACCGCUACUUCCGCCGGCACCUGUCGCGCGAGCUGAGCGAGGAGCGCUACUGGACCGCCGACGGCAAGCCGCGCGAGCUGGAGCACUCCUUCUGGUGGGACUUCUUCUACCUAUCCGUGAGGCGGGACGAGAGGCCUGCACCGACGGCGGAUCCGUACGGUAGUCUGGACUUGUCGCCGAGUCUGAGCCAGGAUAAGGACGAGCUGCGGUCGCCGAGGGAGACGACGGCGAGGAGGGGCCAAAUUUCUUUCAUGAGGACGCAGAGCUUGCGGCAGAGAAAUCAUGUUGCUGUAUGA
Colletotrichum chrysophilum is the source of this 1980-nucleotide messenger RNA. RefSeq lists its product as uncharacterized. The record is from RefSeq and is a predicted model, not a curated record. The coding region runs from base 1 to 1980 and encodes 659 amino acids. The transcript is spliced from 4 exons. Lineage: Eukaryota; Fungi; Ascomycota; Sordariomycetes; Glomerellales; Glomerellaceae.